GCUUUCACACUGAGACCCGAAAGCGUUACUUUUAUUUUUCGUUUUGUACCCAUCAGUCCUCUCUUCCUUCUCCUGUCUCUCCAAAUUACUUCUCUGUUUAAAACCCUAGAAUUUAAUCUCUUCCUUCAUCAUCGAGUUUUAUAUUCAUAUGUUAAUCGAUUUGGUUUGCAAGGUUUUUAAGGCUGGAAAUAUUGAUAGCGAGAUUGCACAUAAAGAAUGAGCACUCAGGCUCAGGGGGUGAGGGGCCCUACCUUAAGGGGGUACCGGAGGAGGAAGGCAAUGCUUGACUUGAAUUUGCUUCCAAAUGAAAGCAGGGAUCAGGAAGGAACUUCAACUCAGGAUGUGCAAUUUGGAGUGCCAACAAGCCAACAAGAGCAGCCUGUACCACCUACUACAAUUGAUGUUGAGGCUUUGGAUGAUGAUGUUAUUGAAUCUUCCCCCAGAGCUUUUGCUGAAGCUAAGAGUAAUGCCCAACGAAACAAUACCCAAAGAACUCAUGGAAGUACUGUUGUAGUUGAUGUGGAUUCAGGGCAAACAACUAGGUUGAAUUAUAAUAACCAUAACAAGCGCAGAAGAAUUCUACCAAACCAAACAAUUAUCAGUUGUGAGCAUUAUGUAAAUUUGGAAAGCAGUAGCAGCUCCAUGAGAGAGAAUGUACAGCCACCCCCCUCUCCUCAGCCUCCAAAGGAGCCAACCUUCAACUGUCCUAUUUGCAUGGGUCCAUUUGUUGAGGAGACAUCAACAAAAUGUGGGCACAUUUUCUGCAAGGCUUGCAUUAAGGCUGCAAUUAGAGUACAGGGAAAAUGUCCUACAUGUAGGAAAAAGGUUGCUGUUAAAGAACUUAUUCGGGUGUUCCUUCCAGCAACCAACUGCUUGUGAUGCUUAUGGUCAAUUUCUAUUUUAGCAGGGUUGAUAGGAACAGCUUUGAGAUAGAGAGAUGCAACAAUGGCUGUAGCAUGUUGGUGGGUUUAUUUUAUUUAAUUUUUUUUUCUUAUACUCGAAACUUGGAUUUCCUCUAACAUGUGCGGUUCAAAUUGAUAUGCCAGAAGGCAAUAGUGGAUUUUGUUUCGGGGUCAAAUUUAUUUCGAAUGGUUGGUUAGCUAAUUUAUCAGGUCAGAUAACAGAAAUCCUAUGAAAUUGAAAGUUUGUAGUUUAUUUAAUUUUAUAAUCCUAUUCAUGAUGAUUAAUAUAAACAUUUUCAGGACAGGUAGGGUAGAUUAAGUAUGAAGUGACAUUAGGACUUGAUCUGGUCACACAGGUAAUAGGUUCAUGUAUGAUAAUCAUGUAAGUGGAAUAAGGACUUUAAGUCCUUGAAUUAUUACGUUGCGCAAAUACUUUUAUCUUUUAGAGGAGAAUUUUUUGUUUUGGCC
This is a messenger RNA of Manihot esculenta (cassava), 1370 nucleotides long. RefSeq names its product E3 ubiquitin-protein ligase RNF4. The record is from RefSeq and is a predicted model, not a curated record. The transcript has 6 exons. The coding region runs from base 217 to 879 and encodes 220 amino acids. NCBI's taxonomy places the organism in Eukaryota, Viridiplantae, Streptophyta, Magnoliopsida, Malpighiales, Euphorbiaceae.